AAAAAAAAAAGAGAACCAUAAACUUGAACCCGAACCCACCGGAUCUGGGUUCAGCAACUUUUGUUUCUCUCUCGCAUAGUUUACAAACCUCUCCAAAACCCCAACUUUCCCUCUCAUUCUGUAGUUUCACAGGCUCUGAGCAGGAAAAAAUGUUCUCUCCAGGAACAAAGAGGCCGAAUCUAGGGCACACGAGGCAGGGUUCUCCGGCAACUCCUCUUGCCGAGAAUCGCCGCUUCGAUUUCGAUAAUUCAGUGCCUAACCGCCCCAGCACCGGCACUCCAGCUCCUUGGGCUCCUCGACUAUCUGUACUCGCCAGAAUUCCAACAGUGAGCAAAAAUGAGAAAGGGGAGGAGGUUGAUCCGAUUAAGCCUGUAUAUGUUGGAGAAUUCCCCCAAGUGGUGCGUGAUGAGCAGACCAGUUUGCUGCAGAAGCGUGUUCGUGGUGAUGCGAGCGUAUCUGGUGGAAUGGAAAAAGGAACAUCUCUUGCUUGGAUUAUAUGUGGUAACAGACUAUUUGUUUGGAAUUACAUAUCUCCUGCAACUUCAAUGAAAUGCGUUGUUCUCGAACUCCCUUCACACGUUUUAGGCAGUGAAGAUAUUGGCAGGAAUGAUGGUAACUGUUGGUUGCUUUGUGUUGUUGGUUGGGAUAGCACAACUGGGAGAAAGAAGAAAGCUGUAAAAAAUUGUAACUCUGCUGGUAUUGUAUUGUGUAAUCGAAAAACUCGUGCUGUUAUAUACUGGCCCGACAUUUACUCUGAUGGGGAGAAUGUUCCAGUUACCAGUUUUGCAACUUCUGAUGAAUCAGAGGUUACUUCCUCACCUGCUAAUGGGAAGACAACCCCCAAUAGGAAGCAACAGUUUAGCAGGCACAGGGGUAUUUUGACUGGAUUGUGUACGUUUAACUCUUUGAUUGCGUCUGCUGUUCCUAAUUCCCAAAAUGUAUGCAUUGCAUUUGCAUGUAGUUCAAAUGGUGAGUUAUGGCAAUUCCACUGCAGCUGUUCUGGCAUUGACCGUGUCAAAGUAUACCAGGAUACUCCAAGUAUAUCCUUCCAAGGUGGUGAUAGUGGUCAAAUUGUACGUAGCAAAGGGUAUCCAAGGUCAAUGAUCUGGUCUAACUCACAUUUAUCUGCACAGGGGUCCAACCGGCGGUUUUUUCUUCUCACAGAUCAUGAGUUACAGUGUUUUAGUGUUGGGUUUUACCCUUAUAUAACUGUGUCAAAUGUCUGGUCUCAUGAAAUUAUUGGCACAGAUGGUGAUUUGGGAAUCAAAAAGGAUCUGGCUGGACAGAAACGAAUUUGGCCUCUUGAUGUGCAGGUAGACAAUUAUGGUAGAGUUAUUACUAUUCUUGUUGCUACCUUUUGUAAGGAUCGGGUUAGCAGUUCAAGCUACACACAAUAUUCUCUUCUGACCAUGCAAUAUAAAUCUGGGGUGAUUGAAGAACCUACUCAUGAAACGGUUUUAGAAAAGAAAGCUCCUAUCCAAGUGAUAAUUCCAAAAGCAAGAGUUGAAGAUGAGGACUUCCUGUUCUCCAUGAGACUUCGCGUAGGAGGCAAGCCUUCAGGCUCAGCAGUUAUACUUUCUGGUGAUGGAAUGGCAACAGUAUCCCAUUAUUACAGAAACUCUACAAGGCUCUAUCAAUUUGACCUGCCUUAUGAUGCUGGAAAAGUUCUAGAUGCUUCAAUUCUUCCUUCCACCAAUGAUGGUGAAGAAGGGCCAUGGGUUGUACUGACUGAAAAAGCAGGAAUAUGGGCAAUACCUGAGAAGGCUGUUAUAAUUGGUGGUGUUGAACCACCUGAACGAAGUUUGUCCCGCAAAGGCAGCUCAAAUGAAGGAUCUGCACAAGAAGACAGAAAAAACCUUUCAUAUUUGGGCAAUAUUGCUCCUAGAAGGGCUAGCUCUGAAGCAUUUGAUGCCAGAGACAGACAAAAGGCUGUUAUGAACAUGAUUGCACAUCGAAAUGCUCAAGAUGAAGAAUCAGAGACCUUACUGGGUCAACUUUUUCACAAUUUUCUAUUGUCUGGGCAGGUUGAUACCUCGCUUGAAAAGCUUAAAAACUCUGGGGCAUUUGGAAGGGAUGGAGAAACAAAUGUUUUUGCAAGGAUGAGCAAAUCAAUUGUAGACAGUUUAGCUAAACACUGGACAACAACCAGGGGAGCUGAGAUUUUGGCUAUGGCCGUUGUCUCCUCCCAACUCUUGGAUAAGCAGCAGAAGCAUCAAAAGUUUCUCCAGUUUCUUGCUUUAUCUAAGUGCCAUGAGGAGCUUUGUUCAGAACAGAGAUAUUCUUUGCAGACUAUCUUGGAGCAUGGUGAAAAGCUUGCUGCAAUGAUUCAGCUAAGGGAAUUGCAAAACGUUAUUAGCCAGAAGCACUCUUCUGGAGUUGGCUCCUCCCAUUCUAUUUCAGAAAGUCAAACAUCAGGUGCAUUGUGGGAUCUUAUUCAAUUAGUUGGUGAAAGUGCCCGAAGAAGUACUGUUCUUCUGAUGGACAGAGAUAAUGCUGAAGUAUUCUACAGUAAAGUUUCUGAUCUUGAAGAAGUAUUUUAUUGCUUAGACAGACAGCGAGAGUAUAUAAUAGGCAUGGAACAGCCAUUAGGAGUUCAGAUUCAGAGAGCUUGUGAACUGUCAAAUGCAUGUGUUACUGUACUACGCACAGCCAUGCACUACAAAAAUGAGCAUCAUUUGUGGUAUCCACCGCCGGAGGGCUUAACACCGUGGUAUUGUCAACCUGUGGUACGCAACGGGAUGUGGCGCAUUGCUUCCUUCAUGCUUCAGCUUCUAAAGGAAGCAUCCAAACUUGAUAUGUCCGCAACAUCAGAUCUUUAUACUCAUCUAGAAGAGCUGGCAGAAGUUCUACUUGAAACUUAUGCUGGUGCAAUCAUAGCUAAAGUUGAGAAUGAACUUGAACACAAAGGCCUGUUGGAAGAGUAUUGGAAUAGGAGGGAUGCACUUCUCGACUCGCUUUAUCAACAUGUCAAAGAAUUUGUGGGAUCUGGGCACCAGGACUUAAGUGAAGGAACUGAUGUGCAGAAAGAAGAAAUUCUAAGGAAGCUUUCUUCACAAUUGCUAUCCAUUGCAAAGCGACAUGAAUGCUACAAUACUUUAUGGAAAAUAUGUUGCGACCUUAAUGAUUCAGAACUACUUCGAAAUCUGAUGCGUGAGAGCAUGGGACCUAAUGGAGGGUUCAGUUACUUUGUGUUUAAACAACUGUAUGUGAGAAAACAAUUUGCUAAACUCCUAAGGCUUGGGGAAGAGUUUCCAGAAGAGCUAUCUAUUUUUCUAAAGCGUCACCCGGACCUACUUUGGCUUCAUGAACUGCAUCUUCAUGAUUUUUUCUCAGCUGCAGAAACUCUUCAUUCGUUAGCUCUUUCUCAAGAUGAAAGCUCACUUUCAGAUGCUGAAGAGGAGACACACCCUCACAGUGUAAAUAUGGUACCAAAAUUAGUGGACAGGAAGCGUCUUUUGAAUCUCUCAAAGAUAUCUGCAAUAGCAGGUAAGGAGGCUGAGACCAAAGUGAAGCGAAUUGAAGCUGAUUUGAAGAUUCUUAAAUUACAAGAAGAAAUAUUGAAGCUCUUUCCCAGUGAAAAAAAGCAGAGUAUUGGAGAGCGGCUCCUCCAUCCAGAAGAACUUAUCAAGUUGUGCCUUGAACAUAAAAGCCCAGAGCUUUCAUUAUGGGCAUUUGAUGUGUUCGCGUGGACUAGCUCCUCCUUCCGUAAGACCUAUAAAAAGCUUUUGGAGGAUUGCUGGAAGAACGCUACUGAUAUUGACAAUUGGAGUAAACUGUAUCAGGCAUCAAUAACAGAAGGAUGGGCUGAUGAGAUAACAUUGCAGAAUUUGAAGGAAACGGUGCUUUUCAGUGCUUCAAGUAGGUGUUAUGGACCACAAGCAGAAAUUUAUGAAGAAGGAUUUGACCAAGUGUUGCCGCUGAGACAGGAAAUCUCGGAGCCUCGGAGUCUGAAGGAUUCUGGUUUGUCUGUGGAGUCAAUACUGAUGCAGCAUAAGGAUUAUCCAGAGGCAGGCAAAUUGAUGCUGACUGCAAUCAUGUCGGGGAGCUUGCAGGAUGAUGGUGGCAGAGAAGAAGAGGGUCCAAUUCCAAUGGAGUGACAUCAAGAAGAAUGGUUCUUAGCAAUGACUUCUUGGAAUCUGUCGCUAAUUCUUUAUAUAUAUAUGAUUGUAAGUUUGUAACAUCACUAGGUUUCUAGUCUUGAUGAGUUUUUCACGUUCUGUUACAUCAAAUCUGUAUCUCGACAGUAUAGUUAAUGAGGAUUAUAUUUGUUAAUUCUUAA
Ziziphus jujuba (common jujube) is the source of this 4279-nucleotide messenger RNA. RefSeq names its product nuclear pore complex protein NUP133. Gene Ontology annotation, cellular component: nuclear pore outer ring. The coding region runs from base 150 to 4097 and encodes 1315 amino acids. Gene Ontology annotation, biological process: transcription-dependent tethering of RNA polymerase II gene DNA at nuclear periphery; poly(A)+ mRNA export from nucleus; protein import into nucleus. Lineage: Eukaryota; Viridiplantae; Streptophyta; Magnoliopsida; Rosales; Rhamnaceae. The record is from RefSeq and is a predicted model, not a curated record. Gene Ontology annotation, molecular function: protein binding; structural constituent of nuclear pore. The transcript has 8 exons.